GCGAUGAUGAUGCAUCGGUUGGGAUGGUCGUCGCCGAGGAGGCUCCUGCCAUGGGCUGCGUGGGACACAGCGAGGUACCUGUCGACGGCACCAAAACGCUUGUCAUGGGACACGACGUUGGCGGCGUUGAAAGCGUUCAGCGAGCAACAUGGACAUGUCCAAGUGCCCCAGGCGUUCGUCGUCGACGCAGAUCACAGCAAUGUGUGGCCUGCAGAAACAAAGGGGGUCAAGUUGGGUCGAAUCGUGAAUCGGUUGCGCAUCGCGUGGAAGAAGAAUGCGCUGACGGAGGCACAGCAGAUGGACUUGACCGCGCUAGGGUUCGACCGCGGCGUGCGGAUGACAUGGAACGACAAGCUCGCCGCGCUCAAGCGCUACCGCGACUUGCAUGGCCACACGAACGUUCCGACAUCGUUUGAAGUUCCGACGAACGACCCGCAAUGGCCGGCCCCUUUCGCCGGUCUGGCCCUUGGCAGUGCCGUCAAGGGCUUGCGCUUCCACCAAGCCGCCCUCCCAACCUCUCGGCGGCGUGCAUUAGACGAGUUAGGGUUUGUCUGGUCGGCAUGGGACCAGUCGUGGCAGAAACGAGUGCUCGCGUUGAAAACAUACCGAGAUUUGUAUGGCAACUUGGACGUUUCUCCUGAUUUCAAUGUCCCAGUGGACGACAACCGAUGGCCUCGGGAAGUGUGGGGCAUGAAGCUGCACGACGCCGUGCGCAACAUCCGAAGUCGGUCGCAUCGGCUCAACUUUGAGCAGCUCGACGAGCUUGAAAGCCUCGGGUUUCUGUGGGACAAAGUGGGGCAAACGUUUGCAUGCCGCGCCGACGCGUGGAAAGUGUACCGUACCGUGUACAAGUCCAAGGACGUGCCGGCAGAGUUUGUCGUGCCGACCAAUCACAAGGUUUGGCCCAUACGGAUGUGGGGUUUGCCCCUCGGCCGCGUCGUGCACUCGAUCCGGUCGAAACCGUCGAGGCUGACGCUGCAACAACUGGCGUACUUGCAUAACCUGGGCUUGUUGCCAAAGGACCUGAUCAAUGUCAUUGGGUAAUGAAUGCAUAUUCAACCCUAAAUCGGCACACAAUCGACCAAUUAAAACACAAAUCACGUGGCCAAUCAAAUCCACUCUUCGACCAAUCCAACA
Molecule: messenger RNA, 1137 nt
Organism: Aphanomyces astaci
Lineage: Eukaryota; Oomycota; Saprolegniomycetes; Saprolegniales; Verrucalvaceae
Exons: 1
Coding region: 4-1044 (346 amino acids)
Source: RefSeq, a predicted model, not a curated record